UGAGUUUUAUUUUAUUUACUCGUAUUCAUUAAUAUAAUUAGUUCUUCAUUUCUAUAUAGUAUUGAAUUCGCUAGAAGAGAUCUAUAGUUUUGCAGAUCAUGUGAAGUCAUUUUUACAGUUUAUCAGAGCCAACAUUUAUAUGAGAUUAUCCAUUUCAACAAAUUGAGUAACGAAACCAUUCCAGAAUGGAGCUUCCCCAAGACGUGCUGGAAACCAUGCGAUGCGGACUCUGCAACAACUACCUCUCAGUCGCACCAAUCAGUACAGUUACCUCCGACAACAAGAAACACCGAUGCGGACGAUGCACACACAUAGAAACCAGAAUCAACAACAGAAACAUCCUCUACGAAAAGAUAGCGCAGAUCGCAGUUUUUCCUUGCACUUUCCCCAGUUGCGAGGAGAAGCUCCCCUGGGGCCGAGUGGAGGGGCACGAGAAAAUCUGCGAGAAGAGGACCUUGCGGUGUCCGGUGUCGUGGAGGUGUGAUGAAGUGAUCAGCGUUGAGAAUAUCAUCCCCCACUGCAAGAAGUUCCAUCAUAAAAACGUUUGCGAGGACAGUCUAACUACCCCUAUGGAUAGCCUCGAAACGAAGAGGAAGUUUACCGUUAUGCUUCUGGUUAAGGAAGGUACACCUUUCCUGGUGUUUAUGGUGCCUACCAGUCAGUAUUUCUGGACUAAUGUAUUUUCCCUGUACCCACAGAAGAAAUCCUCUUACAAACUGGGGUUGGUAAGCUCCAGCGAUGAAUGCUGCUUGUCCUUUUGUAACAAGAUCAUCCCUUAUGAUCCCAGGAAGCAUUGCAAGAGGUGUGCCAUGAACGAUUGCCCUGAUAAACUCCAUGAAAGUUCGGUGGCUGACUUGGAUGAAUAUACUUUGGGCUGCGGUUAUCAGAAGAUAAACAGGAAUUUGGUCACAGAGUUGAAAUUGAAGGAGAUGAGAUAUACUGUGAUAAUAGAGAAUAAUGUAGACGAAAAUAGCGUUGUUACUGAAGGUGGUGUUGACAAGUGAAAAUAUAUUUUUUGAACGGUACUAUCUUUAUUCUUGAUGGCCCUACGGGCUAGAACCCAGUAUGUUUCAGUUUAGUGGACUGGACUUGAUUUUGACGACCAAAUGGAUAAGUUGAAACUCACCAAUGCUGUAGAGAUACGAAUAUAUUGGAGAUAUGUAACACGUG
Messenger RNA from Leptinotarsa decemlineata (Colorado potato beetle), 1170 nucleotides. RefSeq lists its product as uncharacterized. Gene Ontology annotation, molecular function: ubiquitin protein ligase activity; ubiquitin conjugating enzyme binding. Gene Ontology annotation, biological process: multicellular organism development; proteasome-mediated ubiquitin-dependent protein catabolic process. Gene Ontology annotation, cellular component: cytoplasm. NCBI's taxonomy places the organism in Eukaryota, Metazoa, Arthropoda, Insecta, Coleoptera, Chrysomelidae. The record is from RefSeq and is a predicted model, not a curated record.